CGCGGCCGCCUCGCGGCUGCGUCACCGCCGCCCCCCCCCCAACAUGGACACCGCCGAGGAAGAUAUAUGUAGGGUAUGUCGGUCAGAAGGAACCCCCGAGAAACCUCUUUACCAUCCGUGUGUAUGUACGGGCAGUAUUAAGUUCAUUCAUCAAGAAUGCUUAGUUCAGUGGCUGAAACAUAGUCGGAAAGAAUACUGUGAAUUGUGCAAGCACAGAUUUGCUUUCACACCAAUUUAUUCCCCAGAUAUGCCUUCACGGCUUCCAAUCCAGGACAUAUUUGCUGGACUGGUCACAAGUAUUGGCACUGCCAUCCGGUAUUGGUUCCACUACACGCUUGUGGCCUUUGCGUGGUUGGGAGUUGUUCCUCUUACAGCAUGCCGCAUCUACAAGUGCUUGUUUACUGGCUCCGUGAGCUCACUCCUGACACUGCCUCUUGACAUGCUGUCCACGGACAAUUUACUGGCGGACUGUCUGCAGGGCUGCUUUGUGGUGACGUGCACGCUGUGCGCCUUCAUCAGCCUGGUGUGGCUGCGGGAGCAGAUCGUGCACGGGGGCGCCCCCAUCUGGCUGGAGCACGCCGCGCCGCCCUUCAACGCCGCGGGCCACCACCACAACGAGGCCCCCGCAGGAGGAAACGGUGCUGAGAACGUCGGCCCCGAGCAGCCCGGAAACCCUCCCGCGGAGAACGCAGUGGUAGGGGAGAACCCGGACGCCCAGGACGACCAGGGCGAGGAGGAUGAGGAGGACAACGAGGAUGAAGACGAUGCGGGCGGGGAUGAUGCCGCGGACGCCAACAACGGGGCGCAGGACGACAUGAACUGGAAUGCUUUAGAAUGGGAUCGGGCUGCGGAAGAACUCACGUGGGAGAGAAUGCUAGGACUUGACGGAUCCCUAGUUUUUCUGGAGCAUGUCUUCUGGGUGGUGUCUUUAAACACGUUGUUCAUUCUUGUUUUCGCAUUUUGCCCAUACCACAUUGGUCAUUUCUCCCUUGUUGGUUUGGGAUUUGAAGAACAUGUGCAAGCAUCUCACUUUGAAGGCUUGAUCACAACCAUAGUCGGGUAUAUACUCUUAGCAAUAACGCUCAUCAUUUGUCACGGCCUGGCAACUCUGGUGAAGUUUCAUCGGUCUCGUCGCUUGCUGGGGGUCUGCUACAUAGUCGUCAAGGUCUCCUUGUUAGUGGUGGUGGAAAUUGGAGUCUUCCCUCUCAUCUGUGGCUGGUGGCUGGACAUCUGCUCGCUGGAAAUGUUCGACGCGACUCUGAAAGACCGAGAGCUGAGCUUCCAGUCGGCGCCGGGCACGACCAUGUUCCUGCACUGGCUGGUGGGGAUGGUGUACGUCUUCUACUUCGCCUCCUUCAUCCUGCUGCUCAGAGAGGUCCUCCGGCCUGGUGUGCUGUGGUUUCUGAGGAAUCUGAACGACCCGGACUUCAACCCGGUACAGGAAAUGAUCCACCUGCCCAUUUACCGGCAUCUCCGGAGAUUCAUUUUGUCAGUGAUCGUUUUUGGCUCGAUUGUCCUCCUGAUGCUGUGGCUUCCUAUUCGUAUCAUUAAGACCCUGCUGCCUCAUUUUCUGCCGUACAAUGUCAUGCUCUAUAGUGACGCCCCGGUCAGCGAGCUGUCCCUGGAGCUGCUCCUGCUGCAGGUCGUCUUGCCGGCGUUGCUGGAGCAGGGCCACACGCGGCAGUGGCUGAAGGGGCUGGUGCGGGCGUGGACGGUCACCGCCGGAUACCUGCUGGACCUCCAUUCCUACCUGCUGGGCGACCAGGAGGAGAGCGAGAACAGUGCCAACCAGCAGGCCAACAACAACCAGCACGCGCGGAACAACAACGCGGCCCCCGCGGUGGCCGAGGGCCUCCACGCGGCCCACCAAGCCAUCCUCCAGCAGGGGGGCCCCGUCGGCUUCCAGCCUUACCGCCGGCCUCUGAACUUCCCACUCAGGAUAUUUCUGUUGAUUGUCUUCAUGUGUAUAACCUUACUGAUCGCCAGCCUCAUCUGCCUUACUUUACCAGUGUUUGCCGGCCGUUGGCUCAUGUCGUUUUGGACGGGGACUGCCAAAAUCCACGAACUCUACACGGCUGCAUGUGGUCUGUACGUCUGCUGGCUGACCAUCAGGGCGGUGACCGUGCUGGUGGCCUGGAUGCCUCAGGGACGCAGAGUGAUCCUGCAGAAGGUCAAGGAGUGGUCUCUCAUGAUCAUGAAGACUUUGAUAGUCGCGGUGCUGCUGGCCGGGGUUGUCCCGCUUCUGCUGGGUCUCCUGUUUGAGCUGGUCAUUGUUGCUCCCCUGAGGGUGCCCCUGGACCAGACGCCCCUGUUCUACCCGUGGCAGGACUGGGCGCUCGGAGUCCUGCACGCCAAGAUCAUUGCGGCCAUCACCCUGAUGGGGCCGCAGUGGUGGCUGAAGACUGUCAUCGAGCAGGUCUAUGCAAACGGCAUCCGGAACAUCGACCUCCACUACAUCAUCCGCAGACUGGCGGCCCCCGUCAUCUCCGUGCUCCUGCUCUCGCUGUGUGUCCCCUAUGUCAUGGCGUCUGGCAUCGUUCCCUUACUGGGUGUCACCGCAGAGAUGCAGAACCUGGUCCACCGGCGGAUCUACCCCUUCCUGCUGAUGGUCGUGGUCCUGAUGGCCAUCCUGUCCUUCCAGGUCCGCCAGUUCAAGCGCCUUUACGAGCACAUCAAGAACGACAAGUACCUGGUGGGCCAGCGCCUCGUCAACUACGAGCGGAAGUCGGGGAAGCCGGGCGCGUCUCCGCCACCACCGCCGUCGUCCCAGGAGUGAGCGGCCGUCGCGGCCCCGACCGCCCCUGCCUUUCCGCGUCCUCGCGUGCGGACUCCUCUCUCCGGAGACCACCUGGUGAUGGCGGCGCUGCCCGAGUCCCACCGCCCUGACUCGUGUUCCCGGCGCCCCGCCCGCCGUCGGCGCUGCCCGAGACCUGUACAUGUGUAAAUAGAAGCUCCCGGACCCCCGACCCCGGAUUAAACAGUGUGCAUUGUACAUCUUUCAACAAAUGUAUAUUAAUUUAUUAAACCUAGUUGUCACUUUA
Messenger RNA from Sorex araneus (European shrew), 3041 nucleotides. It is a transcript of the gene MARCHF6, whose product is annotated as membrane associated ring-CH-type finger 6. Gene Ontology annotation, molecular function: zinc ion binding. Gene Ontology annotation, cellular component: endoplasmic reticulum membrane. The coding region runs from base 44 to 2776 and encodes 910 amino acids. Lineage: Eukaryota; Metazoa; Chordata; Mammalia; Eulipotyphla; Soricidae. The record is from RefSeq and is a predicted model, not a curated record. The transcript has 26 exons.